CAAGACCCACAGCUGUGAUGCCGAUUAUCUAGAGGUUAGACCGGUGACAUAUGUCAUUGAUUUUGUAAGACUCAUACCAACUUAUUUUCUACGAACGAACCAAUAUGGAUAUACAGCACCUCUGGGCCCACCAAGUUAAGGUGUUUAGUGGACGUGGUGGACAUAAUGGAAAGAAUGUCCGUAAACUUCACACGAUCGUGCUACAAUCGCGGCCACAAGAUAUCUAGGUUAUUGCAAGGAAUAUUUGAUCCGCGCCGAAAAAAGCACAUGGAUGUGAAAACUUCAGGUCCUCUAUUCAACUUUCAAGAGGAUCUCCUCUUUAUGAGCGAUGACUACAGCUGUGCAGUGGUUAUGACAACGAGGAAUGUUUGUGGUAGAGUUCUCAGGUACGACCUGAGAAUUAGGAAUGCCUCCAUCACAAAGCCCCCUCAGAAGAAUUGUCUGAAAUGGUUCCACAAGUACGAAAAGCAUGGAAUUGUUCUCUACGACCCAAGCUGCCAGAAUAUACUUGCGCAACGGGGAGAAUCACAGCCGUUUGAGCAGGAAAAAGAACGUUGCAAGGGUGGAGCUCACUGACUCUCUCAUGUCAAGGGUGGAGCUCAUGACUCUCUCUCAAACUACUCACAUAUAAAACUGUACGAAAAUUAAAAACUGCAGGUGAAUUUCGAGAACUUGAAAGGACGUGUAUAUAUAUAUGCUUUGAGAGGCAAUAUAUCUAAGUAUUUGUAUACGCGAUGGCAAAGAUCUGUUUUUGUAAUAAAGGGCCUCGCUCUCUCUCUCUUCUACACGAAGCAACACAAGUUCAUUGUCGGAAUGUUUGGCCCCUGAGUUAGUGAACUGUAAAAUUGUAUUCC
Dermacentor albipictus is the source of this 854-nucleotide messenger RNA. The record is from RefSeq and is a predicted model, not a curated record. NCBI's taxonomy places the organism in Eukaryota, Metazoa, Arthropoda, Arachnida, Ixodida, Ixodidae.